This is a messenger RNA of Heterocephalus glaber (naked mole-rat), 2393 nucleotides long. It is a transcript of the gene Poglut3, whose product is annotated as protein O-glucosyltransferase 3. Gene Ontology annotation, cellular component: endomembrane system. Gene Ontology annotation, molecular function: protein binding; glucosyltransferase activity. The record is from RefSeq and is a predicted model, not a curated record. Lineage: Eukaryota; Metazoa; Chordata; Mammalia; Rodentia; Bathyergidae.
CGGCCCAAACUCACUCCAGGCCCGGCCCAAACUCAGAGGGUGCUCAGGAAACACGUGUGGAAAGAGGGGAGCGUGGUGGGUCGGGAAAAGGAGGAGGAGUCGGGGAGACCCGGAGCGGAAAAGAGGCGAGAGCAGAGCUGGGGCGUGGACUGAACAGAGGGCUGUGAACCGCGGGAAGCGGGAGGCGAGAGGCGAGAGGCGCAGACUCGGCGAAGGGGCCGGAGGGCCGGGGCGCACCGGGCGGGAGCGGGCGGCGCGCAGAGCCCCGGCCUCCCCUCCCGAGCCCCGGGCAGGCAUCAUGCGCUUCCCGCCCGCGCUGUUCCUCCCGCUGCAGCUCGCGGCGCUCCUGGCCGCGGGGACCCGGGAGGCGCCGGUGAGCGCGCCGCGCAGCCUGGUGUGGGGGCCCGGGCUGCAGGCGGCCGCCGUCCUGCCCGUCCGCUAUUUCUACCUGCAGGCGGUCAGCGCGCAGGGCCAGAACCUCACUCGCUCGGCCCCAGGUCAAACACUAUUCAAAGUACUAGUCAAAUCUCUUUCACCUAAAGAGGUAGUCCGGAUUCAUGUCCCUAAACCUUUGGACAGGAAUGAUGGGACAUUUUUGGUGCGAUAUAGACUAUAUGACACUGUCCACAAAGGCCUGAAGAUAGAGGUCCUUUAUGGUGAUGAACAUGUGGCACAGUCUCCCUAUAUUUUGAAAGGACCAGUGUACCAUGAGUACUGUGAGUGUCCACAACAGGAUCCUCAAGCCUGGCAGAAAACUCUUUCUUGUCAAACCAACGAGCCACAGAUUGAAGAAGAUUUCACUUCCUUCCCCAGCAUCAACCUCCAGCAGAUGCUAAAUGAAGUUCCCAAAAGAUUUGGGGAUGAGAGGGGUGCCAUUGUCCAUUACACGAUUCUCAAUAACCACAUUUACCGGAGAUCUUUAGGGAAAUAUACAGACUUCAGAAUGUUCUCUGAUGAGAUAUUGCUGUCACUGGCAAGAAAGGUUCAUCUCCCAGAUUUAGAAUUUUAUAUUAAUCUUGGAGAUUGGCCCUUGGAGCAUCGAAAAGUCAAUGAAACCCCCGGACCUAUACCUAUCAUUUCCUGGUGUGGCUCUCUGGAUUCAAGAGAUGUUAUCCUUCCAACGUAUGAUAUCACUCACUCUACGCUUGAAGCAAUGAGGGGUGUUACUAAUGAUCUUCUCUCUGUUCAGGGAAAUACAGGGCCUCCCUGGAGUAAUAAAACAGAGAAAGCUUUCUUCAGAGGUAGAGAUAGUCGGGAAGAGAGGCUGGAAUUGGUACAGAUGUCAAAAGAAAACCCACAGCUACUAGAUGCAGGAAUUACAGGAUAUUUCUUUUUCCAAGAGAAAGAAAAAGAACUUGGAAAAGCCAAGUUGAUGGGCUUUUUUGAUUUCUUUAAGUACAAGUACCAGGUGAAUGUGGAUGGGACUGUGGCUGCAUAUAGGUUUCCAUAUCUCUUGCUUGGGGACAGCCUGGUUCUGAAGCAGGAUUCUCCAUAUUAUGAACAUUUCUACAGAGCACUAAUUCCUUGGAAACACUAUGUUCCAAUUAAAAGAAAUCUUAGUGACUUACUAGAGAAAGUUAAAUGGGCCAGAGAAAAUGAUGAAGAAGCCAAGAAGAUUGCAAAAGAAGGACAGUUGAUGGCUAGGGACCUGCUACAGCCACACAGGCUUUACUGCUACUAUUACAGAGUCCUGCAGCAAUAUGCCAAGCGCCAGUCCAGCAAACCUGAGAUACGUGAUGGGAUGGAACUUGUUCCUCACCUGGAUGACAACAUAUCCAUUUGCCAGUGCCAUAGGAAAAGGCCUUCGAAGGAAGAGCUUUAAUGCAACCCAGACCAGCUACAUUUGUGAGGGAAGACUUAAAUGCUAAGGUGUGAAGAAAGUACAGAAGACUUUACCCAGUGGACCAGUUCUCUUGGUGGCUUUAUAUAAUGUGGCUGGAUACAGUAUUUGAGCAAGUAUUACUAGAUAUAUUUGGAUAUCAAUUUCUUUUAAGUAAAAACUGCUAUUAUCAGCAUCAAAAUUUCUCUAAAAAGAAUAUUUGCAGAUCAUAGUAGAUAGAGAGGCUUGCCAAAACAUGAACCACCCUGCUGACAUUAUAUUCACUGGCUUAUUUUUAUGCCCAGUUUACUCUAUCUCUUCCAGUAAUGAAGAGAAAAAUUUUUGUUUUGUCUCCUCCUUACUGCAUAACUUCUCUUGCAAGCUGCUUUUGGCAUUCAGUAAUAGCAGCUUCCUCUUGGAAAGUCUGAUAAGAAUAGUUAAGGAACAAGAGUAUGACUCUUGUUAAAUGUACCAUGGAGACUAUAGAAGAACUACUUUUGUAAAACUCUGCUCAUAUAUUAUUAGCUAAUUGGGGGGGGGGUUACUGGGGGAUUGAACUCAGGACCUUGCACUU